Drosophila guanche is the source of this 1876-nucleotide messenger RNA. RefSeq lists its product as uncharacterized. The transcript is spliced from 8 exons. Bases 120 to 1379 code for a protein of 419 amino acids. NCBI's taxonomy places the organism in Eukaryota, Metazoa, Arthropoda, Insecta, Diptera, Drosophilidae. The record is from RefSeq and is a predicted model, not a curated record.
CUCGCUCGUGGCUGAAGCGGCUUCACCUGAGUUUGUUACCUGGCGACCAGCAAACAGCUUAGACGUGUUCGUUCUCCGUCUCGUGGUCUUCCACUCAGCAUAUUCGAAAUUUUUGGGAAAUGCCUCAUCGCUCAAUGCAAAUGUGGCGUACUCUGUGGCUGACGGCCCUCUGCUGCGGAUUAGCCCAGGGUAAAGGCUCCCACAAGGUGCACUGCUCAGAGGAUCAGAUGAGGGUGGACAUUGGCCUGCCGGCCGCAGAGAAGGACCAGAGCCCAGCACAGAUCUACCUGGAAGGUCUCAAGGGAUAUCCAGAUGAGCGCUGCCAGCCGCAGAUCGAUGGCUCCCUGGCCGUCUUCCGUCUUUCCCUCAGCGACUUCUACGAGUGCGGAGUCACGCGCAUGGUCAACCAGUUAACAGGCAAGAAAGUGUACUAUCAUAAAAUCAUCAUCGAAUCGGCCAGCAGCAAGGAGAUUGUCAGCGUCAAAUGCAUCACCACCACCAGUGGUCCCGUCUAUAAUGUCAUGAUGAAUGCCACCAGUACCACGACCAGCGCCAGCGCCAGCGUCAACUCCAACUCUAACUCUGGACGCGGCCUGGUCAAACGCGAUGUGCUGCCGGCGGGUUUCCAGGAACCAGAGGAUCUGGAGAUCACCACGUCGCUGACCAAACGAGCCCCAGAGCCGCGUCUCUCCAUUGGCGUUAGCCAGGAUGGCCAGAAGUUUACCAGAGAUUUGACAGUCAAGUCGGGAACUCCUUUGACCAUGGAAAUCAACUUGGACGAGGACUCGGCACCUGUCUAUGGCUUGGGUGUAAACUAUCUGGAUGUCACGGACACGCACACCUCCUCGGAAACAUUGAUCUUCAAAGGAUGCACUGUGGAUCCCUAUCUGUUCGAGAACUUCAACACCAUCGACGGCGACAUUUUGAGCGCCAAGUUCAAGGCCUUCAAGUUUCCCGACUCCUCGUACGUGCAGUUCCGAGCCACGGUGAAUGUGUGCCUGGACAAGUGUCUGGGCACGCAGUGCUCCAACAACCAAGUGGGCUUCGGCAGACGCAAGCGGGAGAUCAGCUCGGCGAAUAAGGUCUACGAGAUUUCGUUGGCCAUGUUCCUGCAGGUCAACGACAUCGAGGGAGUCAACAAGAAUGAGGUCCUGCAGCUGGAGGAGAAACUGCGGGAGUUGAAGCUGGCCAAUCAGCGCCUGGCCCGCAACAGUCGCGGCAACUUUGUCGGCAGCUCUGUGGAGCAGACGCCUGCCAGCGCUGUGCCCGCCUUUGUGGUGGACGAGCGAGAGCUAGGACAUCUUAGUUCGAGUGCGGCCGGUCUGUCCCUGGCCUGUGUCUGGACGCUUCUCUGCGCCCUGAGUUGGCGGCUGAUGUAAAAUCCAUUGGCCCACAAACACACCCACACACACACACACACACACACGGACAGGGCGAGCUGUAAAUCUCUCAAGUGGCUGGCGAGCGGAAGAGCGAGGAAUGUUAAUCAGGUUGGAAUUGCGUGCAGAGUGGCAAUGAAGGAAGGAAGGAAUAUUAAUGUACUACCUACUACUAAUAUACACCUAUACAACUUUGUGUAACUGCCAUUUACAAAACGUAAUUAACUUUAAAUGAAUGCGGUAAAUUAAGUUUUCAACGACUUAUGGCAGGCAGGCGACAGACAGACAGACAACAGUGAUUCUUAUAAAAAUACACACACACACACACUUAAAUAUAUAUACACACAUAAAAACAGAUUUGGAAAAACGUGAACUCGGUCUAACUCGUAAGCACCUACUAGUCUCCUAAGUGUAACUGUUAAGCUAAUUUAAAUAACGACUAAACCUAAAUGAAUUAAUGAAAUAAACGAAACUCUGAAAAGUUUGAGUUCAUUGUA